Magallana angulata is the source of this 1140-nucleotide messenger RNA. RefSeq names its product sulfotransferase 1E1-like. NCBI's taxonomy places the organism in Eukaryota, Metazoa, Mollusca, Bivalvia, Ostreida, Ostreidae. The record is from RefSeq and is a predicted model, not a curated record. Gene Ontology annotation, biological process: sulfation. The transcript is spliced from 5 exons. Gene Ontology annotation, molecular function: sulfotransferase activity. Gene Ontology annotation, cellular component: cytoplasm. The coding region runs from base 83 to 973 and encodes 296 amino acids.
AUUGCAAAACUACCGCGCUACAAAGCGACCCAGUAUCUACCUAGGCCAUCUAGAUAGUGGUUCACUUCAAAAUCAUUUCAAAAUGGAUUUUCCUGAGCGUUUAAUCUUUGACGGUAUGAAUAUACCGCCCUUUCGACCCCUCAAGGAAAAUGUCGAGAAAAGAUUCACGGAAAUCAGGGAUCUGGAAUGCAGGAAAGACGAUAUCAUCCUUGCCACUUACAAUAAAUCAGGAACACACUGGAUUUGGGAAGUUGUGUGUAUGCUGAUCAAAGGUAACACAGAAUACACCAAAGAAAUUAAGGAAUUUUUCUUCCUGGAAGCAAUUCCUGACUUAGAUGUCGUCCAUAACCUCCCUUCUCCCCGACCAAUGAAUACACAUCUCCCAUACCGAUGGCUGCCGAAACAGCUGACGGAAAAAGGCGGGAAAAUAAUACACGUCAUCCGUAAUCCUAAGGACGUAGCAGUGUCUUUAUAUCAUCACUUGGUGGAUUUUGGGUUGAGUAACAUUUCAUUUAGUCAGUUCAUGGAAACCAUGUUCAUGAUCCCAAGCCCAGCAUUUUCAAUGGGCAGCUGGUAUGAUUACGUGAAGGAAUUCGAACAAGCAGCCGAAAACGACAAGCAUGGUGCUAUCCUCACAACGUUCUAUGAGAGCAUGAAGAAGAAUCCCAUCGACGAAACCAAACGCCUAGCCAAAUUCUUAAACGUUGAAGCAAGCGAUAAACUCAUUGAAGACAUUGUAGAGAAAUGUAGCUUUGGAAAUCUGAAAAAUGCUGAUAAAACCAUCAAAGACCAGUCAAUAUUAAAGAAAAUCAUUGACUUACCGAGUGUUGACGGGCAAGCUAAACCUAACAUAUAUCGAAAAGGUAUAAUUGGAGACUGGAAAAACCACUUUACGGUAGCUUUGAAUGAGCAGUUUGAUAAGAUUUACGCAGAAGAGAUGAAAAAUUCCAAACUUCCUAUUCAGUUCGAGUAGAGUGUUAAGUGUGCCUUGGAUCUAAUCACAUUAACACCUGUAACAUGCCAUGCAUCAUUUUGUAAUGCAAGAGGAUUAUUGAUAAAAAUUAAAAACAUAUGAGAUGUUAUAUAUUUUGAGAAAAUUUUACUUCGAAGUAGAGAAGAUUCACAAUGUUGGGCUUACAA